Mandrillus leucophaeus (drill) is the source of this 2184-nucleotide messenger RNA. It is a transcript of the gene SCCPDH, whose product is annotated as saccharopine dehydrogenase (putative). Lineage: Eukaryota; Metazoa; Chordata; Mammalia; Primates; Cercopithecidae. Gene Ontology annotation, biological process: glycolipid biosynthetic process. The transcript is spliced from 12 exons. The record is from RefSeq and is a predicted model, not a curated record. Bases 76 to 1656 code for a protein of 526 amino acids. Gene Ontology annotation, cellular component: lipid droplet; plasma membrane; mitochondrion.
CAGCUUCCAGCAGGGCGGGAAGAUGCGCUGCGCGGGGCGGCCAGAGCCGGGCGGGAAAAACGGCAGGAGGGAACUAUGGGCCGCGGCGGGCGCCUGCCAGGCUUGGAAGCGGACUGGCAGCCAGAGCCACCGCCCAAGGAAGCCUCGCGUCCCAGGCCCCCCGGGCAAGCGGCUGCUCUGCGGCUCCGGCGCCAGACGGCGUGGGCCUGGGCGCGGCCCUGGCGCGGCGGCGCGCGCGGGGUGAAGGGAGCGCGGCGCUGGCGGCGGCGACGCGGCGGUUGCUGCGCCGGGUACUGGGGUCGCUGCCGGAGGCGCAGGCGCCGUGGACUCAGCGCGCCCCGGGCCUGGGCUCGCAGUGGACUCGUCAUGGCGACCGAGCAGAGGCCUUUCCACCUGGUGGUGUUCGGCGCCUCUGGCUUCACCGGCCAGUUCGUGACCGAGGAGGUGGCCCGGGAGCAGGUGGACCCGGAGCGGAGCUCCCGCCUGCCCUGGGCGGUGGCGGGCCGCUCCCGGGAGAAGCUGCAGCGGGUGCUGGAGAAGGCGGCCCUGAAGCUGGGAAGACCAACACUGUCGUCUGAAGUUGGAAUCAUCAUUUGUGAUAUCGCUAAUCCAGCCUCGCUUGAUGAAAUGGCUAAACAGGCAACAGUUGUCCUCAAUUGCGUAGGACCAUAUCGAUUUUAUGGAGAACCUGUGAUAAAAGCGUGUAUUGAAAAUGGAGCCAGUUGUAUCGACAUCAGUGGAGAACCUCAGUUUCUGGAACUAAUGCAAUUGAAGUAUCAUGAGAAAGCUGCAGACAAAGGGGUUUAUAUCAUUGGAAGCAGUGGCUUUGACUCCAUUCCGGCAGAUCUGGGAGUAAUAUAUACCAGAAAUAAAACGAAUGGUACUUUGACUGCUGUGGAAAGUUUCCUGACUAUACAUUCAGGCCCUGAGGGGUUGAGCAUUCAUGAUGGUACCUGGAAGUCAGCAAUUUAUGGUUUUGGAGAUCAGAGUAAUUUGAGAAAACUACGAAAUGCGUCAAAUCUGAAACCUGUCCCACUCAUUGGUCCAAAAUUGAAGAGAAGGUGGCCAAUUUCUUAUUGUCGGGAACUCAAAGGUUAUUCCAUUCCUUUUAUGGGAUCUGAUGUGUCUGUUGUGAAGAGGACUCAACGUUACUUGUAUGAAAAUUUAGAGGAAUCACCAGUUCAGUAUGCUGCUUACGUAACUGUGGGAGGAAUCACCUCUGUUAUUAAGCUGAUGUUUGCAGGACUUUUCUUUUUAUUCUUUGUGAGGUUUGGAAUUGGAAGGCAACUUCUCAUAAAAUUCCCAUGGUUCUUCUCCUUUGGCUAUUUUUCAAAACAAGGCCCAACACAAAAACAGAUCGAUGCUGCCUCAUUCACGUUGACGUUCUUUGGUCAAGGAUACAGCCAAGGCAUUGGUACUGAUAAGAACAAACCAAAUAUCAAAAUCUGUACGCAGGUGAAAGGACCAGAGGCUGGCUAUGUGGCUACCCCCAUAGCUAUGGUCCAGGCAGCCAUGACUCUUCUAAAUGAUGCUUCUGAUCUGCCUAAGGCGGGCGGGGUCUUCACACCUGGAGCAGCUUUUUCCAAAACAAAGUUGAUUGACAGACUCAACAAACACGGUAUUGAGUUUAGUGUUAUUAGCAGCUCUGAAGUCUGAGCACGGGAAGAAUUAACUGAAGUCAUACCAUGCGCGAAUUAACAGCUUCUCUGUUUGAUAUUUGAAACUCUUCUGUAAGCCUGAGUAUAUGUGGAAACGAUUGUCAAAUCUAAAAUACCUAUAUAUUAAAAAGCAGGAAAUUGUCCUAGCUUACCCUAAAUUUCAAAUCUCAGCUGAUUUUGUGAUUUUAUUGCUUAUAAGAGAGAACUCAUAUUUGACGUAUUUUUCACUGAUGUGUUCCUGGUAGGUGUUGAUGAAUGAGCUGGCAGGUCUAAGGGGAGGCAGUGCCCAUGCUGUGCUGCAGCAGCAUUGCUCCCGGAGGGUGCGCAGCAGCGUUAGUGUCCCACAGGAGCUGCCGCUUGCCUUACCGCAGCGGGAAGGGAAUCCCACCUUCCAGUGAGUGUCUCCACAUGCUGUCUUGAGCCUUUGCUAAAUGAAACUGCACUCUUUGCUAUUUUUGCCUAGUUUUUCACCCAUCUACACUGAUUUUGGACUGUUACCUAAGUUGAAAAAUAAAGGGUUGUCAAU